Molecule: messenger RNA, 934 nt
Organism: Kogia breviceps (pygmy sperm whale)
Lineage: Eukaryota; Metazoa; Chordata; Mammalia; Artiodactyla; Physeteridae
Gene: CALCB
Product: calcitonin related polypeptide beta
Biological process (GO): adenylate cyclase-activating G protein-coupled receptor signaling pathway; regulation of cytosolic calcium ion concentration
Cellular component (GO): extracellular region
Molecular function (GO): calcitonin receptor binding; hormone activity
Source: RefSeq, a predicted model, not a curated record
UUUCGUCUAUCCCGGUGGACCCGCAGCUCGCGCUCUCCUGAAACUCGAGUCGCCAGAGGCAUCAUGGGCUUCGGGAAGUCCUCCCCCUUCCUGGCUUUCAGCAUCUUGGUCCUGUGCCAGGCAGGCAGUCUCCAGGCGACACCACUCAGGUCUGCUUUGGAGACCCUCCCAGAUCCCGGGGCACUCAGUGAGAAGGAAGGGCGCCUCCUGCUGGCUGCACUGCUGAAGGCCUAUGUGCAGAGCAAGACCAAUGAGCUGGAGCUGGAGCAGGAGACAGAGGGCUCCAGCAUCACUGCCCAGAAGAGGUCCUGCAACACUGCCACCUGUGUGACCCAUCGGUUGGCAGGCUUGCUGAGCAGAUCUGGGGGUGUGGUGAAGAGCAACUUCGUGCCUACCAAUGUGGGGUCUGAAGCCUUUGGCCGGCGCCGCAGGGACCUUCACGCCUGAGCAGUGCAAUGACCCCCAGAAGAAGGUUACCAUGAAGCUGAACUCACCACUUCUAUUAACUUCUGUUGACAACAACUUGGUGAGGAGGCCCCAAGGAAGAUAUACAUGUUUGCAUCCUAAUAGAUAUCAAAAAAAAAGCACCUUUGUCACUUGAAAGGAAUGAAAACUGAAUGCAAAAUAAGCUAAUUCCAUAUUUCUUGUGCAUCUUUUUUAUAGUUGAUUCUAUGUGCAGUAAAUGUGAUGGCAUCUCUCAUUAGCUUAUCUGGUAGCAAAUUGGUUCUUUGAAAGCUGUCCUGUUGACCAUGGCAGCUCUGCCAAAUCUUAGGGGGACAUUAAAUUACUGCCUCUAUGGCCUCUGGGGACACAUGGUAAUGGUGAUGCUAUGCUUUAUUGUCUAAGAACAUGAUUGUAUAAUUUGUUUAAAGAAAUGUCAAUAUUGUGCCAUUUGUGAACUUCAUUAAGAUUAAAAACAUAUUUUGGAUACACU